Molecule: messenger RNA, 1895 nt
Organism: Heteronotia binoei (common prickly gecko)
Lineage: Eukaryota; Metazoa; Chordata; Lepidosauria; Squamata; Gekkonidae
Gene: SLC7A13
Product: solute carrier family 7 member 13
Exons: 4
Coding region: 224-1672 (482 amino acids)
Biological process (GO): amino acid transmembrane transport
Cellular component (GO): membrane
Molecular function (GO): L-amino acid transmembrane transporter activity
Source: RefSeq, a predicted model, not a curated record
AAUUUGAGAAAGCUGAUCAAAUUGUCAUUUUCAAAGACAGGCAAAUUACUUUUAAGGAGACACAUAGUUAAUCAUUAGCACUUUGAGUGCUUUGCUUGUGAAAGGUAAAAGGAUAAUCUGUUUGUAAUGACCUUGCAAAAAUUCCCAGCACUGAAGUAAGGAGGCAGCAAAUGAUAAUUUUAGAUUUUUAACUGUUCUCAGCUGAAAAACAGCAGAAGGAAACAUGGGGGAGGACCUCUGCGAUCCAUCUAAAGGAAGAAAUGAAGUCAGUGAGAUGCGGCUCAAAAAAACCAUUGGAUAUUUUGAAGGGGUUAGCUUUAUAAUGGGUACGAUUGUAGGAGCAGGGAUCUUUGUAUCCCCUACUGGGGUACUGCAAUACUCUUUACUCAAUGUUGGUGUUGCCUUGAUCAUCUGGACGAUCUGUGGUGUCAUAUCUCUGAUGGGCGCUCUCUGUUAUGCAGAACUAGGCACUGCUUUACCAUUGUCGGGAGGAGAAUACAGCCACAUAAAGAGAGCCCUUGGCUCUCCUCUUGCUUUCAUUUUUAUGUGGACAGCACUGUUCAAUAAACCAGCAUCAAAUGCUGCUCGGGCCUUGCUGUUUGCUGAAUAUGCAAUCCAGCCUUUCUACGGUGAAUGCCAGGCUCCAGAAGUGCUGAAGAAAGGUUUAGCUCUGGCUGUUCUCUGGUUUCUUGGAAUCCUCAAUGGCCGAAGUGUCAAGAUGGCUACUUGGGUGCAGACCGUUUUUACCAUACUGAAAAUGAUGGCGCUGUCUGUAAUUGCAAUUAGCGGGAUUGUCCUGCUGAUAAUAGGAAGGAAAGAGAAUGUAGCAAGAUUUGAGAAUGUUUUUGGUGCAGAGGUUCCAGAUGCUGGUCAGAUUGCAGAAGCCUUUUUCCAAGGACUUUAUGCAUAUGGUGGCUGGUGGUCUCUCAAUUAUAUGGCAGAGGAGAUGAAAAACCCAAGCAAAAAUAUUCCAAGGACUGUGAUGACUGCACUUCCUUUAGUGACUGCAUUUUACUUGCUGGUAAAUGUUUCAUACUUGACAGUUCUCACACCCAAGGAAGUUGUCUCCUCAGUUGCUGUAGCAGUCACAUGGGCUGACAGAGUGAUCCCUUCAAUUGCAUGGAUUAUUCCUGUAUCUGUGGCCAUUUCAAUAUUUGGUGCCCUUAACAGCAGCAUGUUUACACUGGGACGAUUAAGCUAUGCUGGGAGUCAGUCUGGACAUUUGCCCACUAUAAUAUCCAUGCUUAAUGUCCACUAUUGGACUCCAGCGCCAGCCAUGAUUUUCUCAACCAUUAUUGCAUCCAUUUUUAUUAUCCCAUCAGACCUAAUUGCUUUAACCAGUUAUUUUGGAUUCUCUGUCUGGCUCAUGAUUGGAUUUACGUGUGCUAGCCUGAUUGUCCUUCGGUACCGAGAACCUAAUCUACACAGACCAUACAAGGUUUUUUUACCAGUUGCAUAUGGAAUGGUGGCAGUUUCUCUGUUCUUAGUUUGUGCUCCUAUAGUUUGGUCUCCAAAGGUGCAGUACAUAUAUGCAUUCCUUUUCGUGCUUGGGGGUCUUCUCUUAUAUGUGCCUUUUGUACAUUUUAAAAUACAUUUUGAAUUUGUUGACAAAAUUACAUGCUAUCUGCAGUUGUUGCUGGAGGUUUCACAUGCUGAUCACAAAUACGAGUAAUGGCUGUCAUUUAUAUUUUGUGUUCAUUUUAAAAGCCAUCUCUCUAAAUUAUGGGCUAUUAGUAACCAUAAAGCUAAGUAAGUCUAAAAAAAAUCAUAGAGGUAAAUAUUUUAAAACAAGCACAUUCCACAAUAUUUUUUUUACAUUCUACAGUCUCCAUUUCAUUUUUUCAAAACUAAAAAUAUUGUUUUUCAAGUAUAUAUUAAAAAAAUACUGAAAAGGC